AUGCCAGCUAGUUUAUUGGAGUAUUUUUCUGAAGCUAACGGAGAUGGUUUGAACGUGUCGUGGGCUAAUGCCGUUAACAGCAAAGGAAGACUAGGAGCUGCUCUGAGAUCUCAAGCAAUGGUGUUGGAGGCCGAUAUCAGUAUGUCAAUGAACAGUCGUUUUCCUGUACCAAUCAUGGCUCACUCUCCUAGUAUGAUAAGUGACAUCACCCUGGAUGAGUGGCUACAUGAGACACUUCCUCACAACAAAGGCAUAAAGCUAGACUUCAAGACCACUGAAGUAGUCGAACCGGCGUGCAGAGUUCUGGCACGUGUAGCUGAGCAGAUUCGAGGUCCAUUGAUACUAAAUGCUAACAUUCUUCCUGGCCCUAACAACCCCAUGACUCCACCGGUGGAUGCCUGGACGUUUCUUACCCUGAGUAGAACCCGCUUUCCUCACUCGGUGAUCUCCAUCGGUUGGACAAUGUGUAAUGAAGUCAUUGAGGUUAUGUCAGGAGCAUGUAUCAAACUAGGUUUCACCAGAGAAACUGUUGACAAGAUGAUCAGUGUAGUGAAAGAAUUCAGCUUGAUGCAGCCAGUAAUGUUCCCCAUUUGGCUUCUCCACCUCAAGUAUUCGGUGCCAGAGAUUCAGAGACUGUUGUUUCAGGUUCCUAAUAGUUCCUUGAUGGCUUGGUGUAACAAAGGAGACCCUGUAACUCUAGAAGACCUCCUGAUGAUACGGAAAGCCUUUCAUAUAAGUCAGGUCUUUUACGACCUACCCGACGAUCUUCUGCAGCACUUUUAUUCCGUCACUUAAAAGUGAUGCUUACUUUUUGUUUUUAUGACUAAUUAAUUUGUUUUUCCUUGACAGACAUUGGCAGAAUCCAUCAUUCUUCAAUGAAAAACAUUGACAAAACUGAUAAUUCUUCAAGAACAAAAUAUCUCACGUGCUUUUGUUUUAUUUUGUAUGUGGGGGGGGGGAUUAGUUGCACUUUAUAAAGACGAUGUUCCAUGUCCCAUGUUGCCCUUGCAGCUACUUUCUCCAUAAUCAGUUGUCUGAUGGUCAUCAUGAUUAGUCACUAUUGCCCGACACCGCAUUUCCCAUUGUAAUAAAUUUCUGCUUAGGACGGCGAGAUCAAUCUGAGACCAUACAUAUUGGUAAGUUUUCCACAGGUCAUCCACUACUUUCGGGGAAGUCGGCUUCUACGAUCACAUAAAGCAAACCAAAAUACACAUGUCCAUUGGGACGUAGUCAGGUGACUUACCAGGUACAUUGGAAAAGAGGGUUAGCUUGAACACUAGUUCAUUCUUUAAAUAACAGAUAUAUUGGGGAAGAGGACAUAAUGAACACUAGUUUUUCUUUGACUUAAAAGGUGUGUAGGAGAAGGGCAUAACAUGAACAGUAGUUUUCUUUGACUUAAACGGUGUGUAGAAAAAAGGAGAUAGCAGGAACACUAGUUUCAUUCUUUAACUUAACAGAGGUGUAGCAGAAGGAGAUGAUAUGAACACUAGUUUCAUUCUUUGCCUUAACGGGUGUGUAGGAGAAGGAGAUAGCAUGGACAGUAGUUUCCUUCUUUGUGCCAUGUUGAAGAGUCUGUAUCAAGUUGCCAGUUUCUUGCCAAAGUUUCUUGGCGUCGUUCAAUCUUGCAGCAAACUUCCGUCUCUCACUUCCAUGUUUGUUUUAUUUUUCAGUUUGUCAUUCUUAAUAACGUUUUUUGAAAGCAGCUUCUACACUUGUAGUUCAUUCUUCAUUUUCACAAGGCCAAUAUCUUUGGGAAUUACCUAUUGCACAAUAGAUUGAAAUAUGUGUAACUUGUGAGCUUUCACUUUCUGGACGGAUGGUUCAUAGGUGACCAUUUUAAGAAUUCUGACAAUGGUAACAUUUAUUUGAAUGCAGUUUAAGUGGUUUUACGUCCUCUUGUAGAUGUGCUGAUUUUUUCGUGACCACGUUAUCCAAUAUAUUACAGGUAGUCGUUUUUGGAAUUAGGGUGCUUUGUAUGUUUUUGCUAUUUCGCUAUAUUAUUAUCUUUCUUCAAAAAGGGCUGUGAAAUAUUCUUCCAGCCAUAAGAGUACCCGAGAUGGUACUGCACUUUUGAAUGACCGAGAAUUCACUGUGAGCUAUAUAUAUAUAUAUAUACCCAAUCCCCUGGUAUCUUGGCAACCUUACA
Messenger RNA from Limulus polyphemus (Atlantic horseshoe crab), 2146 nucleotides. RefSeq names its product protein FAM151B-like. The record is from RefSeq and is a predicted model, not a curated record. The transcript is spliced from 4 exons. The coding region runs from base 1 to 795 and encodes 264 amino acids. NCBI's taxonomy places the organism in Eukaryota, Metazoa, Arthropoda, Merostomata, Xiphosura, Limulidae.